Molecule: messenger RNA, 1787 nt
Organism: Lingula anatina
Lineage: Eukaryota; Metazoa; Brachiopoda; Lingulata; Lingulida; Lingulidae
Source: RefSeq, a predicted model, not a curated record
GAGAUUUUUACUGCUAUUCAUAUUCGGCUUUUAGAGUUCUUUAUUUUAUAAAGCUUUGAGGAAUGUUUGAUUAGUGACUCGCGCUGCUGCAGACACUGGUGAAGGCGUUGAAGCAUGGUUUCUUUGUAAACACUGCACCGCGUGUUUCUGUGAUUGCUGCAGAAGUCCAUCUUUACUGACAUACGUGUAUCGUGGAGAAAGAGAGAGAAGCUAUUUGAAACAACUUCCUUGGGAUUCCUGGCAAGAGUUAAGUGAAAAUGUCAGAAGACUAUCAGAGCAUGAUGAGAGGGCUGGGCGGGCAGGAGAGGCACUGCUGCGUGGAUUUACCACAGAGAACUGUCAGCUACAAGCCAUGGUUUGCUUCCCCCAACAGCGACCAGCCCGUCCCGCAGACGCAACUGAAACCCAUCGUUGAGAGAAUCACCAAACCCACCGUAGCCAGCCGAGGCGGCGUAGACCUGAAGGACAAAGACUUUGAAUACAUGAAACCAGUCAACUGGAUGAAGAAGACAAAUCCAGACUGGAAAAUUAAGAAUUUGGACACACGUUUUCGCACACCUCGGCAAGUGUCGAAGGCCGAGUUUCAGGAGAUUGUGGAUCGUUUGGCCAGAUCGACUGCCAUCAGCCGCAUACGCUCUGCUCCACCGCGGUUGUCAUGGUACCCAAUUAAUCUGGAGAAGGGUCCGGUGGAGAAGCCGUAUUUUCUGUCCCAGAAAUUACGCAGUGAUGGUCUGUACUGGGAUCCCAACGAGUCCGAGAGCAGAUAAGAAUCUGUUAUCAUUUUAGUGGAGAUAUUUACAAAUCAGUGGGUUUUUUUUUCUUUUUUUUGAUAAUUUUAUGCAAAAGUUUACUUUUAAAAUAGACAUUGAAAUGUUAAAAAUUUUGAUCCAUUUAAAGCAUGACAAUUUCAUUUGUCAAAGGCAAUGUAAGGUUACUUUUAUAAGUAAAUAUUAUAAAAUGAUUAAUCAACACAUUUUUAAUCAAAGAAGUUAUGGUAUAUAAGAGCAUGAUCAACUUGAUUGAACAUUCUUUUUUUUUUUCUUUGUAAAGAAUGUAUCUCUCUGCCUUAGAACAGCUGACCACACGCUCAAACAGAGUUGAAAGAUCAAAAGUGGUAGAAGUGCAAAAUUUUUAUUAAAAAAUAUCUGUGUCAUAUUUUCAAAAAAAUCAACAAGAUUGAAUUUUAAAUAAGUGUGAAAAAGUAAAGUUCUUGGAUUUAGAGUGUUCAUUUUGUAUAAAAUGUUUGUCCAUUUAAAAAUAGUUGAUAUAUCUCUGGCAUUCAGUGGUAUAUGAAACAAUUGCAGUGACAAUCAAGAAAGUUGGUUAAAAGUAAGAGUAUUAGUAAUUUACUGAUGGUUUGUUAAUGUACAUAGUAUUGUAUUAGAGAUACUUCUGUCAAAUAUAUUUGAAUGAAUAACAGAUUGUAAAAAAAAAUUGAACUGUCCUUAUCACUUGUAUUAAUUCACAUUCACCUUGUUGAUAAAGUUUGUGAUCACAUCAUUGCAAAUUAUUAUUGAUAUAUUAUUUUGAUAUUUUGAAAUCAAGUAAUAUUUUUCUGGUUUAUAUUGAUCCAGGUAUUGGUUAGAUAUUGCCUUAACAACAUUUUAUGAAUUCAGGGAAUCUGACUUUUUAACUCAGUACACCAUUUUUGCUCAAGUGAUAAGUAAUUGAACAUGUAAUUAGGUGUAUUAAAAACUUUUCGAAAUAAAGUGAAAUUUUAACAGAACAUUUAUGAAUUUUGCAAUAUAUAUAUUUUUUCACUGCUUGCCCUAGCUAGGUGUUGUUAU